Molecule: messenger RNA, 516 nt
Organism: Colletotrichum godetiae
Lineage: Eukaryota; Fungi; Ascomycota; Sordariomycetes; Glomerellales; Glomerellaceae
Exons: 1
Coding region: 1-516 (171 amino acids)
Source: RefSeq, a predicted model, not a curated record
AUGAGAGUGAGACUGGAGAGUCGAGGGGAAGAAGUGACUGGGAUCCUGAAAGAUCUGGAAGCACGGCAGGCCGGUGCCAUGUCGCUCAAGAUAUCGCAAUCAACUGUGUCCGUACCUAGGCCCACUGCGUCUACGGUCCAACGCAAUGAGCCAAGCCGUGUUGGCGCUGCGGCCGUCCGUGGCACCCUUGGCCGCGUAAACAACAGGCUUGUUGAUGUCCCGUCGAUAGAGGCACAAGCUGCCGAACAGGGAGGCCUAGAGUUUGAUAAUGACAUAUUCGUCGAUGAGCUAGCCAUUCGGUCACCCUGUAAGCAUCGUCUUGGGCCACAUAAAUGGCGACAGAAUAGGUCGAUGGGCUCGCAAAACAAUCCGAAUGCUGGUCAUCCCCACGCUGAAUUAGCUCCUCACGACACGUCUAGUCCAGUAACGCCGGACGCCACGAAACGCCUUCUUUUCUUAUUCCAACAUCUCUCCACUUUCUCAUAUUAUUUUGGAAAGUUCUCCUUGGUCGACUGA